This is a messenger RNA of Ceratosolen solmsi marchali, 1442 nucleotides long. RefSeq names its product sodium/bile acid cotransporter 7. Gene Ontology annotation, cellular component: plasma membrane. NCBI's taxonomy places the organism in Eukaryota, Metazoa, Arthropoda, Insecta, Hymenoptera, Agaonidae. The transcript has 6 exons. The record is from RefSeq and is a predicted model, not a curated record. Bases 324 to 1352 code for a protein of 342 amino acids.
UUGGCACUCAUCUCUAAUGCACAGAACGUCCUUUAUUAAUCUUAGUAUGCAGUUUUUGACUCUCAGUUUGUAACUCUGGUAUUGAAAAACUUUGUUGUUUGCUAUAUUUACUAUUGUAACAAGCGUGUAAAAGUACAGCCUGUCGUUCUAAAGAAAAUGGAAUGUUUGAUUUCGUUCAAACAAUUCAUAGAUGUUAAUAAAUUAUUUAGCGACAAAAUAGAGGUAUUUUUCUAUACGAAGCAUAGCAAAUAGUUGAUAGUACUUUUUAUUUAAUUUCUUCAAUCUUUCGUCAAUGAAGUUUAAACAAGAUUGUUGAUAUACGGAUGAAGAUCGAUAAAGAUAAUAGCGAACCAUUAAUACUAUCAGUGUCCAAUAAAAAGAAAGUAAAAAGAAAAUCUAUUUUUUAUAGUUAUAGUUUCUUCGUAUUUAUGAAUUUAUGUAUGAUAUUGGCCUUUUUUACUUCAAACUAUGGCGGAUCGAAGGGAAUCAUCAACGAACACUUUGUGAUUUGGUACUUCGCGGUACCUCUGAUUUACCUAGAAGCUGGAAUAUGCUGCAAUCUCAAAGAUCUUUUCGCUGUGAUUUGCGAUGGCUAUUUGCUUUUGUUCCUCGUGCUAUUCAUCUAUAUGCUGGUACCAGCUCUGGCGGCGGUGGGAUGUUACUUCUUGAGUAACGUCGGCGUCAAUGUUCGUUUGCUCAAAGGAAUUGAAGUCUUACACUGUCUACCUCCACCAUUUACUACAAGUUUAGCUUUAAGCCGAGUAGCACACGCAGACAUUCCCACGAGUGUCGUAACAACUUUAACGUGCCAUUUCGGGGGUCUGAUACUGUCGCCCAUUUUACUGUACAUAAUGUUGGGUGCAACGGUGCCACCGCUGACAGAAAUAAAUUUACGCGAGAUCACGUACAGCACGCUGAUACCACUGGCGAUCGGCGUCUCCCUCCGAUCAAUAUGCUUUAAGGAUCAAACGACAACUUUCGAGAAUCGCAGCAGUUGGAUAUCCCGACUACUGCUGCUGCUCAUUGCCUAUAAUCUUUUCUGCGAUGCCUUCACCAUCGACGCUGCGACUUUAUACGCGAUUGACAUCCUUCUAUGCGUUCUUAUUGCUUGUCUCAGCCAAAUAGUCAUUACGUGUAUCUGCUGGAUACUGUGCAGCACAUGGCUGAACAAACACGUGCUCCUAGCAUCCGUCUUCACGUGUACCUUCAAGUCAAUCGGCUUUGGAGAAUGGCUGAUGAAAGCAGCUUUUCGUAAUUCCACAGAGGCGACAACGGUGAACUUACCACUUCGGAUAUUGACGGUAGCGCAACUGUUACUUGGCAGUUUGCUGGCGAGCUGGCUCGCUUCUUAAUUUUCUUCCAAGAUUACGAUAUUUAUAAAAGAAUUAUUUUCUUACCAAUGUUGGCAUACAGUAAGACUAGCGACAGAUAAAAGUGAACUU